Monoraphidium neglectum is the source of this 339-nucleotide messenger RNA. RefSeq lists its product as hypothetical. The transcript is spliced from 3 exons. The record is from RefSeq and is a predicted model, not a curated record. The coding region runs from base 1 to 339 and encodes 112 amino acids. Lineage: Eukaryota; Viridiplantae; Chlorophyta; Chlorophyceae; Sphaeropleales; Selenastraceae.
AUGGCGCGCGCUGCGCUCGGCCGCGCGCUGGUGGCGUCCGGCGGCACCGUGCUCGCCAUCGGCGGCGCGACCAUGCUCGUCAGCACCGUCAGCAUGGGCGUCGCCAGGGCGGUGGUCAUGGAGAAAAAGAAAAAGCUGGCGGUCAGCUGCGAGGUUUGCAAGGGCCGCGCCAAGCUGUUGUGCGACGUGUGUGCAGGCGAAUGCGCCGUCAAGUACCACCCGUUCCAGACGCUGGCACUGAACGCACGCACCCCCUACUGCGUGUGCGCAAUGUGCGGCGGCACCGGCGACCAGACGUGCCUAAAUUGCCUCGGAGAAGGCGUCACCUACCCGUCUUGA